AUGUCUCGCGCUUCUUCAGAUAAUAAACCUCUGACAAGUGGCAGUGUCAGUGUCACGACAUGGAGCGUAGACAGAGAUCCCCUUGGUACCUACAUGGAACAAUGGGGACAUGCACACAACGCUCCUUGGGCAUUUGAUCGCUUUGUAGGCAGCGGUGCUACUACAGAUGACCCUGACUACCGAAAUCCCUCCCAAUUUGAGGACUGGUUUGCACCAAACGCCCGCCAAAACACGGCUAGUCUCGACUGCUAUGCUUGGCCAUGCUCGUCAGACGAAACCCGCAUGCGGCGGGAAGAGAUCCACCAUCAAAUAAAUACGACGAAAUUUGCCCUCGAUUAUUUAGUACCCCACAAAUCUCAUACCCCCGAAGACUCACGCAUCAAAGACCCUCAUGCCUUUAUUCUUCUUGGUAACGGCACGGACGGAGAAUCUUGUCGCCAGCUCGACACAAUGUUGGCGAGAGACGUCGUAGAGAAGACGACGCCUCUCAAAGAAGACUUGGAAGAUAUCUUGAAGAAAGACUUGAAACUCGAAUCGCUCGGUUAA
Molecule: messenger RNA, 546 nt
Organism: Bacidia gigantensis
Lineage: Eukaryota; Fungi; Ascomycota; Lecanoromycetes; Lecanorales; Ramalinaceae
Exons: 3
Coding region: 1-546 (181 amino acids)
Source: RefSeq, a predicted model, not a curated record